Molecule: messenger RNA, 1792 nt
Organism: Neltuma alba
Lineage: Eukaryota; Viridiplantae; Streptophyta; Magnoliopsida; Fabales; Fabaceae
Product: cytochrome P450 CYP72A219-like
Exons: 5
Coding region: 50-1630 (526 amino acids)
Molecular function (GO): monooxygenase activity; heme binding; iron ion binding
Source: RefSeq, a predicted model, not a curated record
UCGUUGUUUAAUUUUAGUCCCCCAAACUCUGUUCUUUCUCCGUUUAGCCAUGGAAGCUCUAGAAAUCCCUUCACUGAGAGUUGCAAAUUCUCUUAUUGCUGGUAUAGUUAUCUUUGUGAUAGUGGGAGUGAUCGGAAGAGUGGUGAAUUGGCUGUGGCUGAGACCGAAACGACUUGAGAGAUAUCUCAGAAGACAGAAUCUAAAGGGAAACCCGUACAGGCUGGGGUUCGGAGACUUGGAGGAGAUGUCUCAGAUGAUUCAAGAAGCCAAAUCUAAGCCCAUCAACUUAGACGAUGAGAUCAUUCCUCGUGUCAUUCCUUUUCGUCAUCAACUGAUUCAAAACUAUGGCAAGAAUUCCUUUAUGUGGUUUGGUCCAACUCCAAUGGUGACAAUUGCAAACCCAGAAGAUAUAAAAGAGGUUUUUAGCAACAUUUCCGUAUUUGAAAAGGUUCCUAGCAAUCCAUUGAGUAAAUUUUUAAUUACUGGACUCGUAGACUACAAUGGUGAAAAAUGGACGAAACACAGAAGAAUUAUCAACCCCGCCUUUCAUGUAGAGAAGUUAAAACUAAUGUUGCCUGCAUUUUGUGAGAGUUGUGAUGAUAUGAUAAAAAAAUGGAUGAGACUAGUGAAUGAAAAUGAAAGGGGUUACUGUGAGAUAGAUGUGUGGCCUUUCUUUCAAACCAUGACAAGUGAUGUUAUUUCUCGAACUGCUUUUGGAAGUAGUUACGAAGAGGGCCAACAAAUAUUCAAACUUCAAUCUGAACAAGUUCUUCUUACCCUCCAAGUCCUUCGUUCUGUUUACAUCCCCGGCUGGAGAUUUGUACCAACGAAGUUGAAUAGGAGAUUGAAAGAAAUAGAGAAAGAAAUACAAGCAUCAGUAAGAGGAAUCAUUCAGAAAAGGGAGAAGGCUAGGGAAACAGGACAAGCCCCAAGCGAUGAUUUAUUAGAUAUGCUUUUGGAAUCUAAUCGCAGAGAAAUCAAGGACAAUGGCAACAACAAGAACAUGGGAAUGAGCAUUGAAGAAGUCAUAAAGGAAUGUAAAUUGGUCUACUUUGCAGGACAAGAGACAACCGCUGUUCUCCUUAAUUGGACAAUUGUGCUACUUUGUAAGUAUCCUAAUUGGCAAUCAAAAGCAAGAGAAGAAGUCUUCCAAGUAUUCGGUAGUCAAACUCCUCAUUAUGAUGGCAUAAAUCGACUCAAAGUGGUAAGUAUGAUAUUGUACGAGGUUCUUAGGCUAUAUCCCCCAGGUCCUGUAGCAACGAGGGUCGUAUCAAAAGAUGCAAAACUUGGAAAUUUGAGUUUACAAGCUGGAACUCGAGUUGCAAUUCCAAUAAUUUUGAUACAACAAGAUUCUGAAUUGUGGGGAGAAGAUGCAAAGGAGUUCAAUCCACAGAGAUUUUCUGAAGGAAUCUCUAAAGCAACUAAGAGCCAAUGUUCAUAUAUCCCAUUUGCUUGGGGUCCAAGGAUAUGCCCAGGCCAAAAUUUUACUUUGCUUGAAGCUAAAAUGGCUUUGUCCUUAAUUCUCCAAAACUUCUCUCUUGAAUUUUCUCCAUCUUAUACUCAUGCUCCUAUUUCGGUUCUGACCCUUCGCCCUCAGCAUGGCACCCAUAUCAUUUUACGGAAACUCUAGAAUUACUACUUACAGCGUCGUCAUACCAUACAUUCUUAGAAGCAAUUUUAUGCUGUGCGUUUGUGUACGUAAGUCAUGAAAAUAUGUAUGUAUUUGCUGUCUAUAGUCAUUGAAUGACUGUCCUAAUAUUCAUAUCAUACAAUGUUAUAUGCUUCUAGAUGA